AUGUUCGCAGUCAAAGGCUGGGCCGUCAACUCGAGUACACUCAAACCGCAAACAGAACCCUUCAAAACCGGCCCACUCCCACAAAAACCACAAAAGAACCAGCCGACUUCCGCCGCUGCGAAUGGAGAGCAAAAGGCGAGCAAGAAGCGCAAACGCGGCGAUGCACCAGGACCGGCUGGAAGUGAAGCUGAUGUGGGAAAGUUGUGGGCGAAGCAUAUUGAGGGAGGCGCUCCGGAUCCGCCGAAGAAGGUGAAGAAGGCGAAGGUGGAGGGUGAGGAGAUCAAUCGACCGAAGACGAAGAAAGAGAAGAAGGCGGCGAAGGCGGCGAAGAAGGCGGCGAAGAAGCCGGUGAGUGCGAAUGAUACACCGCUGGGAGAGAGGAAGGAGAGGAAAGAGGAGGUGGAGGCGGAGGGAGGAGAGGUGAAGGAAGAUGUGUCGCAAGAGGAGGUGAAGAAGAUUGAGACUGGCACUGAGAGGCUGGAGAGGGACAGCAAGGUGCAAAAGACGGUAGCGGACACUUCAAACAAAAAGGACAACAAGCGGAGAAAGUCUGGCGAGAGCAGAGAUGGUGAAGGGCCACCCGCAGCUGCAAAAGCUACAACAACAGCAGCAGCAGCCAUACCUCCGCCUGCUCCAGCACCAGCGCCCGCAGCACCUACGCUCACGCCCAUGCAAGCCGCCAUGCGACAAAAGCUGAUCUCCGCCCGUUUUCGCCAUCUCAAUCAAACACUCUACACCGAACCCUCCCUCAAAGCUCUGCAGCUCUUCAGCCGCGAUCCACAAAUGUUCGAGGACUAUCACUCUGGUUUCCGCCAACAAGUUGCUGUCUGGCCAUCAAAUCCAGUGGAUACCUUCAUCGAGACGAUACGCUCCCGUGGAGCCAUUCGACUGCCACAUCAAAAGAAGCCGUUCAAGGGCAAAUUCGCCAAGGGCAAGAAACCUGCUCCUGAAGCAGAGGACUCGAACGAUCUCAAAGCUCUUGCAUUACCUCGCACGCAGGGUGUGGCCAUCAUCGCGGAUUUGGGCUGUGGCGACGCAAGACUGGCGCAGACAUUCCGCGACUCGGGCGAAGGACAUUCAUUGAACCUCAAGGUUCUGUCGUACGAUCUACAUUCUCCAUCACCACUCGUCACGAAAGCGGAUAUCUCCAAGAUCCCAACCGAAGAUGGUUCCGUGGACGUUGCUAUCUUCUGUCUUGCACUCAUGGGCACGAAUUGGAUCUCCUUCAUCGAAGAAGCCUACCGCAUCCUCCACUGGAAAGGCGAGCUCUGGAUAGCCGAGAUCAAGUCCCGUUUCGGCCGUGUCGGCGGAGGUAAGGGCAAAGUUGUCGAGCACAGCGUCGGCGGGAAGAGGAAACUCGCGGCGCUGAAAAAAGCCGAAGCGGCGAAACAACGCGAGGGCGAGGAAGUCAACGAACAAGACGCUCUGGCUGUGGAAGUCGAUGGCGUGGAGGGAGCGAAGACAGAGGAGACGGACGUUUCGGCUUUUGUUGACGUUCUCCGACGGAGAGGUUUCUUGCUGAAAAACGAGGCGAUCGUCAAGAAUGGUGAGAGCAGUGUUGAUUUGAGUAAUAAGAUGUUUGUGAAGAUGGAGUUUGUCAAGGCUGCCACGCCGACGAAGGGGAAGGGUGUGCCGGAUGAGGAGGAGAGGGCGGAGGGGAAGGAGAGGUUUAAGAAGGGGAAGAAGUUCUUGGAUGUAGAGGUCGUGGAGGUGGCUACGGAUGAUGAGGCGAAGGUUUUGAAGCCUUGUUUGUAUAAGAUUCGUUGA
Molecule: messenger RNA, 1767 nt
Organism: Zymoseptoria tritici IPO323
Lineage: Eukaryota; Fungi; Ascomycota; Dothideomycetes; Mycosphaerellales; Mycosphaerellaceae
Exons: 1
Coding region: 1-1767 (588 amino acids)
Biological process (GO): ribosomal large subunit biogenesis; rRNA methylation
Cellular component (GO): nucleolus
Molecular function (GO): rRNA (adenine) methyltransferase activity
Source: RefSeq, a predicted model, not a curated record